Phacochoerus africanus (Common warthog) is the source of this 1566-nucleotide messenger RNA. It is a transcript of the gene RXFP4, whose product is annotated as relaxin family peptide/INSL5 receptor 4. NCBI's taxonomy places the organism in Eukaryota, Metazoa, Chordata, Mammalia, Artiodactyla, Suidae. Gene Ontology annotation, cellular component: membrane. Gene Ontology annotation, molecular function: G protein-coupled receptor activity. Gene Ontology annotation, biological process: immune response; G protein-coupled receptor signaling pathway. The record is from RefSeq and is a predicted model, not a curated record. The coding region runs from base 189 to 1310 and encodes 373 amino acids. The transcript has a single exon.
UUGUCCCUCCAGGACCCGCCCUAUGAGGUAUGGCCGUGGGCUGGGCCUCCAGGCAGCCAGAGGCCCCAGAGAAGCAGAGAAGCGCUCAGAUCUACAGCAACCUGCUGAGUGCCCUAGGCGGCCCCUGCCAGCCUGGCAGACACUCACUGGCCCCUCUGCCCUGCACCACUGACAUCUGAUGCCCUGCGAUGCCCACACCUAAUACCUCUGCCCCCCUGCCCGCUUUCUGGGUCAAUGCGUCUGGAGGCAGCGUGCUGAGUGCUGAUGAUGCUACGAUGCCUGUUGGAUUCCUAGCCCUGAGGGUCAUGGUUGCCCUGGCCUAUGGGCUUGUGGGGGCCGUCGGCUUACUGGGAAAUUUGGCUGUGCUGUGGGUGCUGGGUAACUGCGCUCGGAGAGCCCCUUGCCCACCUUCUGACACUUUUGUCUUCAAUCUGGCUCUGGCAGACCUGGGGCUGGCACUCACUCUUCCCUUCUGGGCAGCUGAGUCGGCGCUGGACUUCCACUGGCCCUUCGGAGGUGCCCUCUGCAAGAUGAUCCUGACAGCCACCGUCCUCAACAUCUAUGCCAGCAUCUUCCUCAUCACGGCGCUGAGUGUUGCCCGAUACUGGGUGGUGGCCAUGGCUGGGGGACCAGGUACCCACCUCUCGCUCUUCUGGGCCCGUGUGGCCACCCUGGCAGUGUGGGUAGCAGCUGCCCUGGUGACGGUGCCCACGGCUGUCUUUGGGGCUGAGGGCGAGUUGUGUGGUGUGCGGUUGUGUCUGCUGCGCUUUCCCAGCAGGUAUUGGCUGGGGGCCUACCAGCUGCAGAGGGUGGUCCUGGCCUUUAUGGUGCCACUGGGCAUCAUCACCACCAGCUACCUGCUGCUGCUGGCCUUCCUGCGACGGCGGCGACAGCGACGGCAGGACAACAGGGUUGUGGCCCGCUCCAUCCGCAUCCUUCUGGCUUCCUUCUUCCUCUGCUGGUUCCCCAACCAUGUGGUCACUUUCUGGGGUGUCCUGGUGAAGUUUGACUUGGUGCCCUGGGACAGCACUUUCUACACCAUCCAUACCUAUGUCUUCCCUGUCACCACCUGCCUGGCACACAGCAACAGCUGCCUCAACCCCGUGCUGUACUGCCUCCUAAGGCGGGAGCCCCGGCGGGCCCUGGAAGACACCUUCAGGGACCUGAGAGCAAGGCUGUGGCCGCAGGGCCGGGGCUGGGUGGAACAGGUGGCCCUAAAGGAAGUGGGCAGGCGGUGGGAGGAGAUCACCCCUGGGGAUGGUGGCCCUUCUGCCAUGCCCACCAAGCGGGACAAAGGGACAGCUGGGUGAAGGGAGCAAGCUAACCCCCCUCUUUCUGGGGGUCUGCCAGGUCAGGUGCAGGAUCCACGCAUCCCAGGGAGAGAAAAGCUGGCUUCUCUGCUGUAAUGUAACGCCCUCAGGGAGAGUCUGAUCUUUGAUCCCCAAGUCUGGCUGUGGGAGAAUGGGGGAGGCCGGGGCCCAGAUCAGGGCCGGGUAGGAAGAACCAGAAGUCUCCACGUGGAGGUGGGAAUGAAGAGGAUCUGAGAAUAAACCUCUGGAGCAUCCA